Molecule: messenger RNA, 789 nt
Organism: Thyridium curvatum
Lineage: Eukaryota; Fungi; Ascomycota; Sordariomycetes; Thyridiales; Thyridiaceae
Exons: 3
Coding region: 1-789 (262 amino acids)
Source: RefSeq, a predicted model, not a curated record
AUGCCGGGCCACCCUACCUGGAACCUUCCAAACUGGGACCUGAGAGAGAGAGAAGAUAAUGGAAAUCGGCAAUUGAGGGCCUGCCAGACACCAGGCCCACUGGGACCUACUCGAACAGGUAGUCCCGUGUCUUCAGAUGUGGAAUGGGACGAAGAUAUCGACAUGGAUUUUGAGAGCGGUAAUGAUGACACGGCUGCUGAGGACAUCAACGGAGAUUCAACCGAAGAUCUCGUCCACGAUCAAGCUCAGAGCGAACCGAGUAGUUGGAAUAUGGCACGUUUUCUACUCAACCAGGAGCGAGAUAGAUUUUGUCUAUGGCGAUUCGGCUUCUCCGAAUCGGAGCUAGAUCAGUUAGUGAAGGGUUCUGACGGUGGCGGUACGCAGACCAACGUAUUCGGAAUCGCCAUGCUGCAAUCAGUGGUACACAUUGGCAAGGCGCUACAUGAUCAGACUCGAAUUGCUCAGGGAGCCGAUGAAAAUAGCUGUUACCAUGGUUUGGACCUCGAGAUAAAAAAGGCGCAGCAACUGAUUCAAGGAGCAUGUGGCAAUGUCUCUUCGUGUCUUUCCUCAACCCCUGACGUUUCAGAACGAGGCAGCACAACAUACUCGUUUGCUGUGACUAUUGGAGACGAUGACGAGCCAAAAGAUUUGUACUCCAUCAUAAAAUCCAACAUUGUCACUCUGCAGGAGCUAAAUGCUUCUUUGCUAAACACUUUGAACGACAUGACUCCAGAGGUGAGGAAACAGUCCGAGCCCCAUGCUGACUCUUGUGUGUCUGAUAUCGAAUGA